Messenger RNA from Owenia fusiformis, 644 nucleotides. The record is from the annotation of a GenBank genome assembly. Lineage: Eukaryota; Metazoa; Annelida; Polychaeta; Sabellida; Oweniidae.
GUUACUACUGCCCUAGUGGUGAUGUGAACUACGCUAACUAUGAUUGUCUCAGUGGACACUACUGUCCAGAUGGCACUGAGGCAUGGAACCAGUACCCAUGUGUAGCUGGGAAAUACAACAACAUAUCUCAUCGUACUAAAGUUGAAGACUGCUUAGAUUGUCCAGGUGGACAGUACUGUGAAUAAACAGGCCUGACAACUUCAACUGCAACUGCGUGACCAGAGAAUACUGCCCUGAAGGAUCCAUUGUGCUACUUAUUAUUUAGGAGUAAUGUCUGGUGAGUGUUUCGGAGGAUAUUACUGCACAUCAUCAGUUACUAUGCCUAACCCCAGUAAUGAUGGUACCACUGGGGAAAUUUGUCCUCGUGAAGAAUUCUGUCCAAAUGGUACAGCUGCUCCUCAACUCUGUCAGGCUGGUUACUACCUCAACAGCACUGGCAAUGAUGACGUCUCAGACUGUGAACUGCGGGCUUUUGUUGUGCUGGUAGUGGGAAUGAUGCCCCAAUUGGCCUUUGUUCUGCUGUAUAAUUCUAUCCUGGGGGUCAAGAUGAUGAUUCCUCUACUGGGUAUAACUGCAAGGAAGGUAAAUGGCUCUUAUGAGGAAACAUUGAUUUUGUAAACUUUUAUGAUGAUCCAAUUUCUCAA